Messenger RNA from Tripterygium wilfordii, 1149 nucleotides. RefSeq names its product protodermal factor 1-like. The record is from RefSeq and is a predicted model, not a curated record. The transcript has 3 exons. Lineage: Eukaryota; Viridiplantae; Streptophyta; Magnoliopsida; Celastrales; Celastraceae. The coding region runs from base 141 to 995 and encodes 284 amino acids.
UGCUUUAUUUACUUCACCUCCUCUUAUAUUCCCCCUCCCCCUCCCCCUGGUUCCUCCACUUGAGGCACAUAUAUAGCUUUCUUUCCUCCUCCUCCUUAUUCAUUUUUUUGUUUUUGAGUCCAAACAAAAAAACAAGAGAGAUGAGGAACAAGCAGGAAGGAUCCGUGUUGAUAUGGUUUUUGGUUGUGGGGUUGCUUGCCCAGAACUUGGCUGUUCCUGUUAUGUCUCGAAGCUUUGAGAAUCAAAAGAACUACUACUCUCCCCCAGACCCACAUUCAGGAACUCCACCAAGUUCUCAUGGCAGUUCACCACACGGAACCACUCCCUCACAUGGUUCGGGAUCACAUGGUUCGGGUUCACAUGGUUCAGGAUGCAGCUCUGGGGGCACACCACCCUCCCAUGGAGGAUGCGAUCCAACACCAACACCAGCAUCUCCACCUCCUUCAAGUAGCAACUGUGGAACUCCACCUAGCGUGCCUACACCAUCCAGGCCAUCUCACAACCCCCCUCCUUCAGGAGGUGGCGGGAGCUACUACCCUCCCCCAACUUCAAGCGGAGGUAGUCCCCCAACCCCAGUCAUCGUAAGCCCCCCAACCACUCCAAGUAUCGUUCCCAGUCCACCUUUCAUCCCAGAUCCAAACACACCCUUCGGUGGUACAUGCAAUUACUGGAGUACUCAUCCGACGGUUGUCUGGGGUCUGUUGGGAUGGUGGUGCACGUUGGGAAGUGCCUUCGGAGUGCCUAGCGUUCCGGUCGUUGGCCCGAGCAUGAAUGUCUUGCAAGCACUUUCAAAUACACGUGCAGAUGGGCUUGGAGCUCUCUACAGAGAAGGGACAGCUUCACUGCUCAACUCCAUGGUGAAUAGCAGGUUCCCUUUCACCACUAAGCAAGUCAGGGACAACUUCAUCACUGCACUUGGCUCAAACAAGGCUGCAGCAGCUCAGGCCAGGGUCUUCAAGCUGGCCAAUGAAGGCCACCUCAAGCCCAGAACCUGAAAGUGGUCAUCAACUUUAUUUGGUCUCAGAAUUUCAUGAAAGCAUUUUAUCUGCUUGUGUGUGCUACUUAAUUAGGGUUUUAUGUGAUUCUUCGUAUCUUAUUGUGAUAUCUCUCAUGCUACAUUAUAUAUUAAAUGUUUUUAAACAUUAUUGG